Messenger RNA from Phacochoerus africanus (Common warthog), 2065 nucleotides. It is a transcript of the gene NOX5, whose product is annotated as NADPH oxidase 5. The transcript has 13 exons. Gene Ontology annotation, cellular component: NADPH oxidase complex; plasma membrane. Gene Ontology annotation, biological process: defense response; superoxide anion generation. NCBI's taxonomy places the organism in Eukaryota, Metazoa, Chordata, Mammalia, Artiodactyla, Suidae. The record is from RefSeq and is a predicted model, not a curated record. The coding region runs from base 8 to 1858 and encodes 616 amino acids. Gene Ontology annotation, molecular function: superoxide-generating NAD(P)H oxidase activity.
CUGGCUGAUGCCUCCUGCUGCCCAGCCGGGCCGGCACCGUCCUCGCCUGCUGACCUCUGCCUACUGGCACAACCACCGCAGCCACCUGCUCUGCCUGGCCAUCUACGUGGGCCUCCAUGUGCUACUCUUUGCGCUGGCAGCAAGUGUACACCGGGCCUUCGGCACCAGCAUCAUGGUGGCCAAGGGCUGUGGCCAGUGCCUCAACUUUGACUGCAGCUUCAUUGUGGUACUGAUGCUCAGACGCUGCCUCACAUGGCUACGGGCUACAUGGCUGGCUCAGGUCCUGCCGCUGGACCAGAACAUCCAGUUCCACCAGCUUAUGGGCUACGUGGCGGUCGGGCUCUCCCUUGUGCACACCGUGGCCCAUGUAGUAAACUUUGCGCUCCAGGCUCAGUCUGAGGCCAGCCCCUUCCAGUUUUGGGAACUGCUGCUCACCACGAGGCCUGGCAUUGGCUGGGUCCAUGGCUUGGCCUCCCCAACCGGCGUUGCUCUGCUGUUGUUGCUGCUCGUCCAGUUUGCUUGCUCCAGCUCCUGUGUCCGCAGGAGCGGCCACUUUGAGGUGUUCUAUUGGACCCACCUGUCCUACCUUCCCAUGUGGCUCCUGCUCAUCCUGCAUGGGCCCAACUUCUGGAAGUGGCUGCUCGUCCCUGGCACCUUGUUCUUCAUAGAGAAGACUAUUGGCCUGGCAGUGUCCCGCAUGGAGGCCCAGUGCAUUGUGGAAGUCAAUCUACUCCCUUCCAAGGUUACUCAUCUCCUCAUCAAGAGGCCCCCGCUUUUCCACUACAGGCCUGGAGACUACUUGUAUCUGAACAUCCCCUCCAUUGCACACUACGAGUGGCACCCCUUCACCAUCAGCAGUGCUCCCGAGCAGAAAGACACCAUCUGGCUGCACAUCCGGUCCCAGGGCCAGUGGACAAACAGGCUGUAUGAGUCCUUCAAGAAAUCAGACCCCAUGGGCGAUGGUUGCAAGAGUCUCUCGAGGAGUUUGAAAAUGAGAAGGAGUCAGAGGAAGGCUCAGCCCCAGCCCAUCUGUUUUGGAGUCUCAGCACAGGGAGCAGUGGCCUCCAACAAGGACAUUGCCGUGGAGCUGACAUCGUACAGGCCUGAGGAAGCUCCAUGGCAGGGAGAUGAAGGCCCGGUGUCUACUGGGACAAAGGAUGAGACUCAGGCACAGUGGGAAGCUGCAACUGGAGAUGGGGGCCUGGUCUCCGAGGUGUCCUCUGAGAACCACCAAUUCUGUAACAUCAAGUGCUACAUCGAUGGCCCUUACGGGACUCCCACCCGCAGGAUCUUUGCCUCCGAGCACGCCGUGCUGAUCGGUGCAGGCAUUGGCAUCACCCCCUUUGCCUCCAUCCUGCAGAGCAUCUUGUACAGGCACCAGAAGAGAAAGCACGUCUGCCCCAGCUGUCAGCACUCCUGGUUAGAGAGCAUCCAGGUUGAUGACAUGAAACUCCGUAAGGUGGACUUCAUCUGGAUCAACAGAGACCAGUGGUCUUUCGAGUGGUUUGUGAGCCUGCUGACCAAACUGGAGAUGGACCAGGCCAAGGAGCCUCAAGAGGGCCGCUUCCUGGAGCUGCACAUGUACAUGACCUCUGCGCUGGGCAAGAAUGACAUGAAGGCCAUUGGCCUGCAGAUGGCCCUUGACCUCCUGGCCAAGAAGGAGAAGAAAGAUUCCAUCACGGGCCUCCAGACACGCACCCAGCCUGGGCGGCCUGAUUGGAACAAGGUGUUCCAGAAGGUGGCAGCGGAGAAGAAGGGCAAGGUGCAGGUCUUCUUCUGUGGCUCCCCAGCUCUGGCCAAGGUGCUCAAGGGCCACUGUGAGCAGUUCAGCUUCAAAUUUUUCCAAGAGAACUUCUAGCUCCACCUCUCCAAGCUCUGCCCACACCUGCCAACCUGAGUGCUACCACUGUCCUGCAAGGACUGGCCUCAGAAGACCCCCAAAUCCUCUUCCACACACAUGACAGGAUGCCCUAGGGGACAGAUGAACUUCCUUCAGAGCCCAGGGAGAAGGGCAGGGCUUCGUGUGGCGCUGCUGUGAGUUCUGGGAUUGCUAUGGGCCUGAUCA